AAACAAGAAGAGAAAGAGAAAAAGAGGAAGCUUGUGUAAACAACAACAUAAAACACCAUCGAAGGAAGGGGUGGUGGUGUUUAUGUUCAUGUCUUCAUGAGUGGAGCUUCUUGGCCAACCCUCUUGACCCCAUCAUCAUCAUCAUCAUCAUCAUCAUCAUCAUCAUCAUCAUUACCCACUUUCACCUCCCCUAAAUUAUUCUCUCUUAUCUCUCUUUUUCUUUUAUUUUAAAAAAUAUAUAUACUCUUUCUUUCUUAAUUCAUCAGAAAACUGGUUUGCUUUUGCUUUUCGAUUCCUUACAUUUCACUCAAUAAUAAUCCCCGGAUCUCUCUGAUCCACCCACCAAGUUCGAAAUUUUCUGAGAAUUGAUCAUUCGGGUCACCCCCAAAUUCUUGUCUUUUUUGAUCUGGGUUUAACGCCACCAAUCAUCAUUUCGUAUGGGAAACAGCAGCAGCAGCAGCAGCGGAGGUGGAGGUAGACGCCACCGUCGCCGGCGAAACCAUACGCAUCCUCCGGCGGCUCCUCCUCCUCCUUCUCUUCCUCCGCCACCUCCAUCUACAGAUAUCCAACCGGUAUUCGCCGCCGCUACACCGUAUCCAAACCCUAAUUCUAAUCCGGUUUACCAGUACCCUCAUUCUUACUACAAUCCUCAGCCGGGUGCCAUGUCGGGGCCGCCUCUUCCGCCGUACGAUCACCACCUUCAUCAUACAUCGCAUCCUUACCACCAGCACUCUUGGUCCCCUAUGGCGAGGUACCCUUACGCUGGUCCCAUGAUGAUGGCUCAGCCGGCUCCCUACGUUGAACACCAGAAGGCCGUCACGAUUCGUAACGAUGUUAAUCUCAAGAAGGAGAGUCUUCGCCUUGAACCUGACCCCGAUCAUCCGGGUCGGUUUCUCGUCUCCUUCACGUUUGAUGCAACCGUCUCCGGGAGGAUUAGUGUCAUUUUCUUUGCUAAAGAAUCCGAAGCUUGCAAUCUCACAGCGACUAAGGAGGAUAUUCUGCCACCAAUCACUCUAGAUUUCGAGAAAGGACUCGGUCAGAAGUUUAAACAAUCAUCUGGUUCGGGUAUAGACUUUUCCACGUUUGAGGACGUUGAGCUGUUCAAGGCCACAGACACAGAUAUCUAUCCAUUGGCAGUUAAGGCAGAAGCAGCUGCUUCAGGUGAGAAUGCAGAAGAAGGGUUAGAUUCGAAGAAGAAUGCCCAGAUUACUCAAGCGAUUUAUGAGAAAGAUAAAGGAGAGAUUAAGCUUAGGGUGGUGAAGCAGAUACUAUGGGUUGAUGGAACUAGAUAUGAGUUGCAGGAAAUUUAUGGGAUUGGGAAUACGGUUGAGGGCGACGAUGGUUCAGCUGAUGAUGCUAAUGACCCGGGCAAAGAAUGUGUUAUAUGUUUGUCUGAACCACGAGACACCACUGUUCUACCAUGCCGACAUAUGUGUAUGUGCAGUGGAUGUGCUAAGGUAUUGAGGUUUCAGACAAAUCGAUGCCCUAUUUGCAGGCAACCUGUCGAAAGGCUUUUGGAGAUAAAAGUUCACGGUAACAGCGGAAGCGGGAACAAUACCAGACAACAGGGAGAGACAACUGAACAAGAAUAGCAACCACAAGAGAGUAUGGAUCGAAAGAACCAACUGUCAUCUAUAUAUUAGUAUGCAUAUGUUUGAUCCUUGUGUGUUAACAACAAAAUGUGUGAUUGUCAAUUCAUAAUAUAGAAAAUUUCGAAAUCAUUUGGAUU
Messenger RNA from Capsella rubella, 1729 nucleotides. RefSeq names its product probable E3 ubiquitin-protein ligase LOG2. Gene Ontology annotation, molecular function: ubiquitin protein ligase activity. The record is from RefSeq and is a predicted model, not a curated record. The transcript is spliced from 3 exons. Gene Ontology annotation, biological process: protein ubiquitination. Lineage: Eukaryota; Viridiplantae; Streptophyta; Magnoliopsida; Brassicales; Brassicaceae. The coding region runs from base 438 to 1592 and encodes 384 amino acids.